Messenger RNA from Aspergillus versicolor CBS 583.65, 2163 nucleotides. RefSeq lists its product as uncharacterized. The coding region runs from base 1 to 2163 and encodes 720 amino acids. The record is from RefSeq and is a predicted model, not a curated record. The transcript has a single exon. NCBI's taxonomy places the organism in Eukaryota, Fungi, Ascomycota, Eurotiomycetes, Eurotiales, Aspergillaceae.
AUGAUGCCCUUCCUAGAAGUCCCGGAGACGGGGUUGUCUCUAUGCAGAGACAACACCGGGGACGAUACUGCAACCAAAUCCACUCAAAUAAUGCGCCUGAAUCUCGCCCAAAAUACUCUCGACGAGCUGAUUGAGAGCCUCCGUGCCGACCAGCCAGCUCGGCUCCGCCUCGGAAAGCACCAGGCCCUAUACUACGGGACCAACAAAUCACAGCACUUCCACUCCUCCUCCGAGUCCCAUCGAUCUGAGAUCUACUCGAACAACUCCAUCGACGACGAAUUAUACUUCACAGGUGUUUUAAGUCACAGUUUGGAGGUCCAGAAGGCCCAGGAGGCAACUGCGGCCACCGACCAGGCUUUGGCAAAUCUUGAGCAGAGCUUGAGCGCCUUUGAAAGAGGGAAAGAAUCCAAGAAAACACACAUAAUCACCGAUAUCUCGGAAGUAAGGGCCCUGCGAGCAGGUGACAGCCGUUCCAGCACUGGGAGGCAGGCUGCACUCCUUGCCCGCAUGCCCUCAAGCAAGGUGGAGCUGGAGAAAGAUCGAUUGCUAAAGAACAAAUCCAACCCGAAUCGCUCAAUAUCUUCAAGCCCUGCUUUAGGCGUUGCCCGAUCACCGAUAUCUAUGGCACCUCUCACUCCAACCUCAGCACCGCCCUCUCAGAACAAAGACCGCCUCCGCCUCGAAGCCCUCAAGGUCCCUUUCAUUCACCUCUUAGCCAUCCGAGCCGUUUCUACCAAAUUCAUAUCCCGACAAACCCGCGCCUCGAUUGAAGACUGUGUCACUUUGGCCCAAAAAUACGGAAUCGAGAACCGAAUCAACCCAGAGAAGUUCGACCUUCGAGAUAAAGUAUACCGAGAACUGGACGUGUGGAAAUUCCCGUAUCCAUCUCAGGAAGACAGGCAGGAAGCAAUCGAGAAUGCUAUCUCAGCAUUCGAUCGCAUGAGACUGUCACGCUCCGAUAAGUUGUGGCAAAGUUUACUCCCUAAGGAAGAACGCGGUAAAGGCAAGUGUUUAUCGCGGCUGGACUUGCGAACAGGCCCAAUCAAGAAGGCUGCUACACCCCGGAUACAGAUAUCGGACGAAGCCGGCAAGGAAGGGGAUACAACUAGUCAGGACACUGACAAAUCUUCUGGAAGUGGUUUUAAUUCUUCUAAUGCUGCUCCGAAGUCCGGUAUGAACACACAGAAGAAGCGGAAUGAUAAGGACCCUGCCGCCAAACGACCGACUGCGAAGAGCAAGACUGCCGCUAAUAGCACCCUGACCGGCCGUGUGACCAAAAAAUCGGACAAAAAGACGCCAUCGAAAUUGGAGGGCAAAUUCAAGUCCGCGGAAUAUGUACACGACUCAGACGAAGAUGAUACUGAUCUGCCAGAUGGCUCAUCUUCAUCUGAGAAGUCGCAAACACAGCAGACGUUACCUAAGCCCAAACCGACCCCCAAGCCCGCUGAAUCUAAAACUCCAAUUGAGUUAUCACAUGUGCCCACACCGAAAACUGACGAGGCCGAUGCGCGACCAUCCAAAGCCGACUCUUCGUCCAGCAGCAAGAAUCCUACAACCAAGCGCCCACCAGCGUCCUUACCUCCUAACCAGAAGUCUCCGCAAAAGCCUUCGCAAAAAGCACCAGCUCCCGCCCGGUCACCCGCCUCCACCGAUCCCCCAAAUCGCAGCCGAUCGUCCAGCCAAAACAAUUCAACUAGCUCGUCAUCCUCAUCUCCCUUGAUAACUCAAUUAUCAAGACCGCGUGUCAAUACAGAGCGAUCCGCCGCGAAGCAACCCGCCAAGCCGAAUGGAGCGGUAAAAGCAGUUGAGACCACAAAUUCAUUGAAACGCAAAGCAGAGAUAGAGCGGCCAUCGAUUCACAAUGCUGGCUGUCUGCAUGGCGAUAUUGAUCACAAGCGACGUCGGGGAGUGAGCACAUCGAGUGGCAGCACGGGCAGUGCGUCACCACCUCUUAGCCGUGAAUUGCUUAUGCAGCAGUUACGGGAGAAGUCCCAGAAGUUCAAGCGGUUUUAUGCCAAGUAUCGCUCGUUACAUGAUGCCAUGGCAGCCCAUUCAAACCCUCCACGCGCAGAACUGGAGAAGCUACAGAAGCAGCAUAGCAGACUUCAGUUAAUGAAGGAAGAAAUCUGGGAUGAAGAUCGACGGCUCCGAAGCGGGCUCUGA